Molecule: messenger RNA, 1811 nt
Organism: Durio zibethinus
Lineage: Eukaryota; Viridiplantae; Streptophyta; Magnoliopsida; Malvales; Malvaceae
Product: midasin-like protein
Source: RefSeq, a predicted model, not a curated record
CAACUUGGGCUAUAGUAUCCUCUUUAGGUUGGGCUGCAACUCUAUCCACAUUCCAUGCCCAAAGUCAACCAAAACCCUAACUUCCUUUACAAAUCCGUAAUUUCGACCCCCACCCCAUGGAGAUGGAACUGGUAGACAGGUUCAAUGUUCGAGUCGACAAAGCUUUUGGCUCCCUCGCUUCAUCUUCCUCUUCCUCUUCUUCUAAUUCAAAAUCACAGUCUUUGAGCUCUCUUUGGAGGCUUACGGACGACGAAAUCGCGAAACGAGAGUGGAACGGAGACAAGGAGGGUCCCCAGCCGGAGGAGGGGUUCUGCGACAACUUUCCACAGAAGAAUAAGAAGAAGAAAGCCAUUAAUUUCCGUGCGGAGCUAGAGAAGGAUCUCGAUGACCUCGACGACGAGGAUUUGGAGGAAGAGGAAGCAUGUGUGUGGUCGAGUAAAGGUGGUAAACCAGAGGAUUAUAAUGAUGAAGAGUGGGAGAUCAAGUCUUCCAUUGGAAGGGACCGUACUCUUGAUUAUGAGGAAGAGGAAGAUGAGUAUGAUAAAGUGGCAGUUGGCAGGGAGAAGACCCGAGAUUGCCUUUAUAUUAAGGAUAUAAAUGACUAUGAGAUAGAUGCAGAUUCUUGCAAUAUGCUUCCAACUGCUUUCAAGGAUUUCAGUAGAGAUCCGCGUGCCAAUAACAUUGCUGCAAAGCUUAGGCUCAAGGAAGAUGAAGAAGAUGCUGAAGCUGCUAUAAAAAUUCAUUCGUUACGAGUGUCUGAUAGUGAUGCAACUGUUGGCGUGGAUACUCACAUUAGCACAUUUGAGGAAGGUAACCUCAAAUCGAUUCUGAAGAGAAAGGAUACUGAGUCGAAUCCAAAAUCACUGAAACGAGUCCGUUUUGAUUCCCAAUAUUUUAGAAAUGAUUGCAGUGAAGGGCCUGAAAGAACCAAAGAUGUCCCAGGGGAAGCUUGCUCGACAAAGGAAGAAGAAGCUAUGGUCUUCAAUGAUGCGUUUACUUUACCUCAGGAUUAUCCUUCUGGAAUUCCAGAUUAUAUGCGUAACCCUUCAAAAUAUACUCGAUAUACUCUUGAUUCAAGUGAUGUUGAUGAUGAAUCAAAUCGGCAAGCCUACAUGGACUUUCUAAAGCUGGUUAAGAGGUGUGAUGCUACAGAACCAGAGGCAGAUGAUGCUCCAUGCGAUCUUACAAAACCAGUAACUUUUAUACCAAGGAGGAAAAAUUCUGAUGUCAUCAUGGGAGAAAGCUGCAGUGAGUCAAAAACAAAUCCAGGAACAUACUGACAAGGAGUCCAUGCAUAGGUCAGGCUUGCCAAUUGGAAUUGCAGCUGGGUAUACGAAUGAUGGAGUUUGUGCAAUGGAGGAAGAUGAACUACAACCAAUCGCGGACAAGAGAAAUAUCUUACAGAGACCGGGCCGACAGUAUUGUAAGAAAUCAAGCUUGUACCUAACGGAAUUCUGACUUGGGACUAUUCUAGUGUCUCCUUUUAGAUGGAUUGUGAGCAACUGAGCAAGCAUGUAUGUUAACAGCAAGAUAUUGUACUUUGUGUAGGCAGAAGAAAACUAGGAAAAGGAAAGAUAAAGAGAGAGAUGAAGAGGUUGUAAGUUGUAACUGUUGUAUCCCUCUCAUAAAUAACAGCCUCAUCCUUUCAGAUAUUAGUGAAUAAUCGCAUCACUAUAUCCUUGAAGUUGUCUGCCAAGGUCAUGAUUUGGAAAUAGCUAGCAUUUUACGCUUGACCAUCAUACACCGCAUGGAGACUAGACUGGCUGGUCGCUCGAACAUUGUAAAGUGAGAACAUAUAACUGACAAAUUUU